AUGGCUCCUCGAUACCCGUCAACUCUAGCCCCCGAUGCGACUCCUCCGGGAAUGACGAGAGCACAAAAGUCACGAGCCAGACGAGAGCCGUCAGGGGCUUUCCAGCUUUUCCAGGCUCCUCAGAUUCAACAGUUCAAAGAAGCAUUUUCGCUCAUUGACCAGGAUGGGGACGGGAUAGUUAGUGAGAAAGACCUCAAAGCCGUGUUUACUAACUUGGGCCUAACUCCAACGCCCAAGAUGCUCGACAGCCUCCUUAGUGCACGUCCUGGUGCUCACUUCAGGUCUGUAUCUGGAGCAGUAGAUGAUGACGACAUGCCAGAUAGAGGGGUAAACUUCCCUAUGUUCCUCACAAUGAUGGGCGAACGGCUCUUCGAGUUUGAUGCCGAAGCAGAACUCGUCGAGGCAUUUGAAUGCUUUGACGAGAACGAUUCGGGGACUGUCAAAGUGGAUGAGAUGAGGAAGUGGCUUGCAGAUUUUGGGGAACAUAUGAGUGAAGAAGAGAUUGACCGAUUGUUUAAAGGUCCUUUUACCGAUCGACAAGGGAAUUUCAAAUAUAGGGAGUGGGUAAAGGUGGUUCGCGUUAAUGAUGAGACCGAGGAGGGUGAUGCCCGAUAAUGCCGCAGUACCAAUGUAUUUUUGUUAUUAACGAGUCAGCCGCACUUGUGUAUUUCUGCUGGGUAUAUACCCGACAUUGUUGUGUCGUUGUCAUGUACGAAUGAUUCUUUUAAGAUCACAUUUGAACCCUUAUGAAUAAGCUGGAACAUUCCUGUUUAUUUAAAACCGA
Molecule: messenger RNA, 784 nt
Organism: Fomitiporia mediterranea MF3/22
Lineage: Eukaryota; Fungi; Basidiomycota; Agaricomycetes; Hymenochaetales; Hymenochaetaceae
Product: EF-hand
Exons: 4
Coding region: 1-615 (204 amino acids)
Biological process (GO): actomyosin structure organization; mitotic cytokinesis
Cellular component (GO): myosin II complex; cytoplasm
Molecular function (GO): cytoskeletal motor regulator activity; calcium ion binding; myosin heavy chain binding
Source: RefSeq, a predicted model, not a curated record